AUGCCUACCUCAUCAACCGAAGCGGAAUGGACCGAGCUCCCUCGCCGGUUCUGGCUCGAGAUGCUCGAUGCGCGUCGGGAGCGGGAUAAUGCGCUCGCAGAGCUCGCGCGGCUGGGGGAGGACUACGAGACGGUCUGCGCGCGCGAUUUGGCGCUCGGCGCGCAUCGCCAAGAAGCUGCGCGUUUGCGCGUUCAGGUCGCGUCGUUGAGAGAUGAUGCACGGGCCACGCGAGACGAUACCAGAGCCAUGGAGAAGAGGAUGAGGGCGUUGGAAAGCGACAACGUCGAGCUCAAGAAGGAGAACGAGGAGCUGGAGAGGGAGAACGAAGAUAUGCGCUGCGAUCUGAAGAGGGCGGCCGAUAGGAUAGGGACAGACGUGCGGUAUAAACGAUAUAUGGGCCUGAGGAUCAGGAACCUCGAGAUGAUGUUGGAGGGGAAUGGAGAGGCGUGGAGGGAGAUGAGGGAGGAGAGGGAUCGGGCGCGUGUGGAGGGGGAUGAGAAGGAGGGGGAGGUGAGGAGGUUGAGGGAGGAGUUGACGAGGCUUGGGCGGGGGUGGGGGGAGGAUGUGGAUAUGGAUAGUGAUGAAGAGGUUCUUGCGCUUGUCACGCAGAGCGAUCGUGGGCUCGGCUGGAAGGAGCGAAAGGCAGGCUGA
This is a messenger RNA of Peniophora sp. CBMAI 1063, 651 nucleotides long. Lineage: Eukaryota; Fungi; Basidiomycota; Agaricomycetes; Russulales; Peniophoraceae. The record is from the annotation of a GenBank genome assembly.